Cottoperca gobio is the source of this 485-nucleotide messenger RNA. RefSeq names its product 60S ribosomal protein L22. NCBI's taxonomy places the organism in Eukaryota, Metazoa, Chordata, Actinopteri, Perciformes, Bovichtidae. Gene Ontology annotation, cellular component: ribosome. The record is from RefSeq and is a predicted model, not a curated record. Bases 38 to 433 code for a protein of 131 amino acids. The transcript has 4 exons. Gene Ontology annotation, molecular function: structural constituent of ribosome; RNA binding. Gene Ontology annotation, biological process: cytoplasmic translation.
GCACGGCCUGUUCUUCCUUUCUGUUAGCUUCUCAGCCAUGGCGCCCGUUCAGAAGAAGCUGAACACCUGCAAAGGUGGGAAGAAGAAGAAGAAGCAGGUCCUGAAAUUCACCCUGGACUGCACCCAUCCUGUUGAAGAUGGCAUCAUGGACGCAGCCAACUUUGAGCAGUUUCUUCAGGAGCGAAUCAAGGUGAACGGGAAAUCCGGCAACCUGGGCAUGGGUGUGGUCUCCAUCGAGAGGAGUAAGAGCAAGAUUACAGUGUCCUCCGAGGUGCCCUUCUCUAAAAGGUACCUGAAGUACCUGACCAAGAAGUACCUGAAGAAGAAUAAUCUUCGUGACUGGCUGCGUGUUGUGGCCAACACCAAGGAGAGCUACGAGCUGCGCUACUUCCAGAUCAACCAGGAUGAAGAGGAGGAAGAAGAUGAAGAUUAACUUGACAAUUCAUCAAUUUUUGUACAUUUAAAUAAAUGUUGUUUACAGUACA